UAAUAAUCAGCGUGCUUAUUUUCUCCUUUCUUUUUAUUUCUCAGAGAAAUUUUCCUCACUGGGAAAUCAUGACUUUUGUACGACCAUUGCUGUACGUUGCCCUCGGGCUUCUCAUGGUGGUUUCCAUCAUCGAACUCUCCUUCAUCUCAAGUAUGGUCGGUUGGCUACACGGCAACGCCAGCGGAACCUUUUCUUUCGAGUAUCGCGGUACAAGACACAAUCUCAAAGGCGAGCCUGCAAACUUGAUCGUUGAUCAGGGACAUACCAGCAACGGCGCAGCUGGAACAGCAUUUGUCCUCAUCGGCUGUGGAGGAAUUCUCGCUUUGAUUCUUCGCAACAGACAAAACCCCGGGAAAUUCAGUCGAUUCUUUUAUAACCUAUGGCUGGUUUUCAACGUCCUCAGCUUGUUACUCAUUCUCACGGCUCUAAUUUAUACAUUCGUUGUUACGAAUAAUCAUAACGGACAACGUAUCAACCCUGGUGUUGCGGCGGGUCUUGAUGAUGAUGAGAAAUACCCUCUUCAGUCAUGGACACCUCAGAAUUGGUUCUCAGCAUUCCUGAAACUCGAUCUGACCAACUCGAAUGAGAGAAAUGACAUUGAACAUCAUCUGCGUCUCAUGAGAGGCUGGCAGUACAACCUCAUCCCCUUCUUCAUCAUCCACCUUGCCGAAACAGUCCUUGCACUCUGGGACGCCAUGCUACGACGAAACGAACCUGUACCAGCGUAUGCGCCACCCAAGCACACUGUCUAAGUCAAUUACAUAUACGAAAAGGAUCCGAAUCCUUGCAAGGAUGGAACAGUAUUUUUAUUGGCUACAUAAACGAAGAAUCAUGGCAUCUACCUCGGCAUAAAAUGUAUAGAGGACAAAUCUUUAAUGAUAUAAUAGCAUAAUGCUAAAUAAUUUACUCACCUGCUUCAUUCGUGAUAGAG
Messenger RNA from Fusarium redolens, 931 nucleotides. RefSeq lists its product as uncharacterized. The record is from RefSeq and is a predicted model, not a curated record. Bases 69 to 752 code for a protein of 227 amino acids. Lineage: Eukaryota; Fungi; Ascomycota; Sordariomycetes; Hypocreales; Nectriaceae. The transcript has a single exon.